Schistosoma haematobium is the source of this 807-nucleotide messenger RNA. RefSeq lists its product as uncharacterized. The record is from RefSeq and is a predicted model, not a curated record. The transcript is spliced from 14 exons. The coding region runs from base 1 to 807 and encodes 268 amino acids. Lineage: Eukaryota; Metazoa; Platyhelminthes; Trematoda; Strigeidida; Schistosomatidae.
AUGAAUGAUUCAGUUACACAGAAUUGUUUCGUAUCAUAUUUAGGUACUACUGGGUCAUUUAACAGUGAUGGAACUACUACUAUAUCACCUAUUAUUGAUAAAAAAAGAAUUGAAUCUCGAAUAACGGAAUAUAGAGAAGCAUGCUAUAAUGUUUUGGCCGGUGUCUUUAGUGCACUUCAAAGGUCUUCGCUUUCUAAACGGAUUUCUCCGUAUGAUGUAGAAAAAGAACGCUUGAUGCUUGAAAAUCUGUACUAUUUGAAGUGGGCUAAUACACUUCUAUCGAAAAGUUCGGAAGACGAAGUUGUUAAAAAAUAUUACGAAUAUGAAUAUGCCAAGGCGUCUGAUUAUGAAAAAAUGCACAAUUCCAAAAUUUAUGUAUAUGAAGUGUUCAAAAACUCUAUUGUCGAAAAAUGGGAAGCUAGAAAACGUCUUGAUGAAGACGAGGAAGCCUAUUUUCAAAGUUUAGAAACAGGAUUACAUAAUGAUACUGAAUAUGACGAGUUAGAAAAGAACAUAACUAAAAUUGAAAGUGAAAUUCCUUGUUUAUAUGAGAAACUAAAAUCACUUUCUGAAUCGUUAGCUGAAAUUACAAACGAAUACAUUAGAAAUUCAGCUGAUCCUUUGAGAAGCAAUGAACUACAUCAGAAGUUCCGCAAUUCUUCUAUGGUUUAUGCUGAAAUUACAUAUGCAACUGCUGAAAAAAUUCGUGAGAUUGAGACUCUAAGGUUUCGUUCGCUCAAGUUUUUGCCAUCACAUAAAAGAACUCAAACCGUUUUGGAUGCGAUGAAGAGAUUUGCUAUUUUAUAA